Molecule: messenger RNA, 1451 nt
Organism: Clarias gariepinus (North African catfish)
Lineage: Eukaryota; Metazoa; Chordata; Actinopteri; Siluriformes; Clariidae
Product: putative nuclease HARBI1
Exons: 4
Coding region: 406-1449 (347 amino acids)
Source: RefSeq, a predicted model, not a curated record
UUAGAGUAUAAGCCAGGCUUAUUUCGGUUAGCCAGGCUUAUUUUUGGUAGAUUCGGUUUCAUAAAUCAAACUUAAAAAAGUUCAAACUCAGUUACCCCGGCAACUUAUGCUGGCAAAUUAACCUGGUCCGGGGCAGGCUAACUGUCAGGCUAAGUCUGAGUUCAGGCUUAACGAACAUACCAUUUAUACUCACCUGGCUGGUAAUUCGAUGUCAUUUUAUUUUACUUAAUUUUUUUUUAAAUAAAUAAAUAAAUAAGGAAAUGUACUUUACUAAUAAAUGUAAGAAAUUAUAAGGUAUAAAUACACUAAGAAAUGUUCAAAACCUCUGUGUUUAAUUGGUGAGUUUGGUAAUUAAUUAAUUAAAAGUAUAUAAAUAGGGAGCUGAACUCGUUUCCAAACUUAACCAUGGCGUGUCCUUUCAUAGAUGAGGUGGUGGAUGAGGGAGCUAUAGUCUUGCGGAGGGCAUUUCAAAGAGAGAGAACUUUCAGAGACAGGUCAGACCCAUUGGCUUUUAAUGACAGCUACCUGUAUGAGCGAUAUAGGUUCUCAAGAGAUGGGAUUGCAUAUAUUUGUAGAUUACUAAGCCCACACAUUGCAAAUAAAACACGCCGCAACAGAGCGCUCACAGUCCCACAGACGGUGUGCAUUGCACUUCGCUUUUUUGCCAGUGGAACAUUUUUGUACACAGUUGGAGAUGCAGAGAAUAUCAGCAAAGCAUCAGUUUGCCGCUCUGUACGAACUGUGUACCUUUCUUUAAAAAGACUACUCAAUGUGUUCAUCACAUUCCCUGGCCACAAAGCUAUUCGUACCAUUAAACAUGCCUUUUAUGGAAUAGCUGGUUUCCCAAAUGUUAUCGGUGCAUUGGACUGCACCCAUGUGCGUAUUAAGUGUCCGUCUGGUCCACAUGAAGCGGACUUUGUGAAUAGGAAAUCAGUACACAGCAUCAAUGUACAGAUGAUUAGUGAUGCAGAUUGCAUCAUCACAAAUGUAGAGGCCAAAUGGCCAGGCUCUGUGCAUGACUCCAGAAUCUUUAGAGCCUCAUCUCUCUACCAACAACUAGCAAGAGGAGAAUUCUCAGGAGUUUUGCUGGGAGACAAGGGAUACCCAUGCCUGCCUUACCUCUUGACUCCCUAUCAGGAGCCCCAGACAGAGGCACAGCACCGCUACAACAUUGCCCAUGCACGCACAAGAGGUCGUAUAGAGAUGGCAUUUGGGCUGAUAAAGUCAAGGUUCCAGUGCCUGAAGCACCUCAGAGUGACUCCACCUAGGGCAUGUGACAUUGUAGUUGCUUGUGUAGUGCUCCAUAACAUUGCUUGUCUGAGGAGAGAGAGGCAACCAAGGAUUGUUGAAGAGGAAGACUGGGGCAAUGAAGCAGUAUUGGAAGAAAACGAAACAGGCAGACUUAUACGAGACACAUAUGCAAAUAAUUAUUUUGCUUUAAGGCUUUAAAA